AUGGCAGGAACAGUAGCAAACGGAACCCCUACAGUAUCAGAGCUUCCCGAGGAAGUAAGCAAGCCGCCUGAAGGCAUCGUUGUGCCUCCGAAAGACAUCAGAACAAUUGUCGAGAAGACCGCAGGUUUCGUGGCUAGAAAUGGGCUUGUUUUUGAAGACCGAGUCCGUGAAAAAGAAAGAAACAACCCCAAAUUUUCCUUUUUAAACUCGGCGGAUCCUUAUGCUGCCUUUUAUUCUUGGAGACUUAAUGAAGUUAAAGCCGGCAGGGGUACGGCUGUAUCUGCUGGGAGGGCUGGCGAACCGGCAGCACAACCCGAAGAAACGGUAUCCAAGGGCCCCGAGGCUCCCCCAGAGUUUCGUUUCUCUGCGCGCAUGCCGAACAUUAAUGCACUAGAUCUUGAGGUUGUGAAAUUAACUGCGCUUUUUGUGGCUAAAAGAGGCAAGUCGUUCAUGACAGCGCUUUCGCAGCGGGAAACCAGGAAUUAUCAAUUUGAUUUCCUACGGCCCCAACAUAGUUUAUACCAAUUUUUCACAAGGCUGGUAGACCAAUAUGUUGAGCUUCUUCAGGUUUCGAGAGCAGAUAUUGGGAAAGCAGAAAAAACACGCAUUUCUGAGUUGCAAAAGAAUGUCAAGAACAGGUAUCAUAUCCUUGACCGGGCACGACAGCGGGCGGAGUGGGUUCAGUAUCAGGAACAGCAAAAGCAAAAGAAGGAAGAGGAGGAAGAGCAAGAAAGCAUUGCGUAUGCUCAAAUUGACUGGCAUGAUUUUGUUGUAGUUGAAACUGUCAUGUUUACAGAGGCCGACGACCAUGCCGAGCUCCCGCCACCAACUUCGCUGAACGAUCUCCAGACUGCGUCCCUAGAACAAAAAGCUAUGAUUUCGCUAGCACCGGCGAACAGACGAAUAGAAGAAGCUUUACCUACGGAUGAUGAUAGUGCAAAUUAUUACAAUGCCUACCCUCCCACGCAAAUUCCCAUUAUUCAACCAAGCUAUGGCCAACCCCAGUCCCAAUCACCCAUCCCCACCAAUCGCCCACCUUCUGUUCCUAUUCCCCAACCUUCACUACUUUCUCCUCACGGUAUUACACCAAUAUCAACGCCUGUUCCUCCAGCCCCGAUUGCCAGUACAAUUGCGGAACCUGAUUCCCGUGCUGUGGCUACGCCGCCCCCUAUGAUCCCUGGACAGCCACCCAUGCGUAUCCGCUCCGAUUAUGUCCCUCGUGCCCAAGCCAAACGCCUUAACACUGCUACAGUGCCAACAUCUGUUUGCCCGAAUUGUAAACAGCAAAUCCCUAUUGCAGAAAUGGAACAACAUAUGCGGAUUGAGUUGCUCGAUCCACGCUGGAAAGAGCAGCGCGCAAAGGCUGAAGCGCGUUAUGCAACCACCAAUUUGUCAACUGUUGAUGUUGCGAACAAUCUAAAACGGCUCGCUAGCCAAAGGAGUGAUGUUUUUGACCAAGUGGUCGGAACUGAGCAACAACAACAACAACAACAACAACAACCAAACCCUCCAGAAGCCUCCGGCCUUGACCCAGAGGAAGAAGCUCGGAGGAAGAGAAUGGCCGUUGGCGGUGGAAUGGAUGGCUCAGGCAUGCCUAUGGCCAUACCAGCACUACCUCCAGGUUCGCUUCCAGCUCAACCAGGUUACGAUGCCUGGCCACAAGCCAUUCCGCCCGGGAUGCAACCAAGAAUGGGCGCCCCGCCCCCAGGCCAGCCUGUUGAUAUUGAAGAGCAGAUAAGGCAGAUUCACCAAAAAUUUAAACAAUGA
Messenger RNA from Ophidiomyces ophidiicola, 1767 nucleotides. RefSeq names its product SF3a splicing factor complex subunit (gene PRP21). Gene Ontology annotation, molecular function: RNA binding. Gene Ontology annotation, cellular component: catalytic step 2 spliceosome; U2-type prespliceosome; U2 snRNP. The record is from RefSeq and is a predicted model, not a curated record. The transcript has 3 exons. Gene Ontology annotation, biological process: mRNA cis splicing, via spliceosome; regulation of alternative mRNA splicing, via spliceosome. Bases 1 to 1767 code for a protein of 588 amino acids. NCBI's taxonomy places the organism in Eukaryota, Fungi, Ascomycota, Eurotiomycetes, Onygenales, Onygenaceae.